GCGCCAUGAGCGGGAGCGGGAGCCGGGCGGCCGCCGCCACAGCCCCGAAGCGGGCCCGGUACCGCCCUCCUCACCCCCGUCGCCAUGACGACGACGACGACAAUGACGAGGACGAGGUGGAGGAGGAGGAGGAGGACGACGACGUGGAGGACGGCCAGGGCCCGGAGCCGAGCCGCUGGGACGCCCCGCAGCUGCUCCGACGGGUCCGAGGAAACCAAGUCACGGGCGCAAAGUUACCUUGCCUCGACAAAGCUGGUCUCGAAAAACUCAGAUUAAGCUCCCGGGACGAGCAGCAGCAGCUGCUGAGCUGCAUCCGGGACCUCUCCCUGCCGAACCCCGUGGACAAAAUGAAGGUGUUCAACGAUCCUAUUCACGGCCACUUCGAUCUCCACCCCCUCCUCGUCCGCAUCAUCGACACGCCCCAGUUCCAGCGCCUCCGCUACAUCAAGCAGCUGGGGGGCACCUACUACGUCUUCCCAGGAGCCUCCCACAACCGAUUUGAACACUCCCUGGGGGUCGGCUACCUGGCUGGAUGUUUGGUCAGAGCCCUGCAAGAGAAGCAGCCAGAACUGCAGAUCAGCAACAGGGACCUGCUCUGUGUUCAAAUCGCCGGGCUCUGCCACGACUUGGGUCACGGGCCCUUUUCCCACAUGUUUGAUGGAAGGUUCAUUCCCCAGGCCCGCCCGGAUAAAAAGUGGAAGCACGAAGUGGCAUCCAUCGAAAUGUUCGACCACCUGGUUUCCGCCAACAAGCUGGAAGCGGUCAUGGAGUCUUACGGUCUCGUCCUGCCCGAGGACUUGGAUUUCAUCAAGGAGCAGAUCGGAGGGCCCACUGAGGCCUGGUCCGAGGACGCCUCGAUGAGGUCACUUGUCGACGGCCACCAGGAGGACUCCGCCCUCUCCCCGUGGCCCUAUCAAGGCCGGCCCGAAGAAAAGAGCUUUCUCUACGAGAUCGUGGCCAACAAGAGGAACGGCAUCGACGUGGACAAGUGGGACUACUUUGCCAGGGACUGCCACCACCUGGGAAUCCAGAAUACCUUCGACUACAAGCGCUUCAUCAAGUUCGCGCGGGUCUGCGACGUCGACAAGAAGAAGCACAUCUGUACCAGAGACAAGGAAGUUGGCAAUCUCUACGACAUGUUCCACACGAGGAACUCCCUCCAUCGCCGCGCGUAUCAGCACAAGGUCGGCAACAUCAUCGAAACCAUGAUCACCGACGCCUUCCUCAAAGCGGACCCCUUUGUGCAGAUCCGCGGGGCCAAGGGCCAGGAAACGUUCCGGAUCUCCACCGCCAUCGACGACAUGGAAGCCUAUACCAAGCUGACCGAUCACAUCUUUCUGGAGAUCUUGCACUCCUCGGAUCCCAACCUGGCGGAGGCCCAGGAGAUCCUGCACAAAGUGGAACGCCGGGAGCUGUACAAGUACGUGGGCGAGACGCAGCCGUCCCACGACAGGAAGAUCUGGCCCGAGGAGUACGAUAAACUCCGGAGGGAAGUCGCCGCGUCUUCUCCGACCGGCAUCGACUUGAAGGCGAAACUGACGGCGGAGGACUUCAUAGUGGACGUUAUCAACAUGGAUUACGGCAUGAAAGACGAAAAUCCCAUCGACAAAGUCCGCUUCUACUGCAAGAGCAACGAGAGCCAAGCCAUCAUCAUCACCAAAGACCAGGUGUCCCAGUUCCUGCCGGAGAGAUUUGCCGAACAGCUCAUCCGCGUCUACUGCAAGAAGACCGACGACGAGAGCCUGUUUGCCGCCAGGCACCAUUUUGUCGAGUGGUGUAUGAAGAAUAACUUCACCAAGCCACAGGAUGGGGACAUUGUGGCCCCGACACUGACGCCCCGGAAACCCAACUGGAAUAGAUCGUCCGCCCUCCAAGACGGGAAGAAGGCCAGAACCAGGCUGUAUAAGUGACCGCCGGCCGCGGGAAGACCCCCCCCCCUCCCGGCCGUCUCGGGCCGGAGGACGUCUGCCCCGCUCGGCGUCUGGCUCCGGUGUCCGUGGUGAACUCCCGGCGGGGGGGAGGGGGUGGUCCUUUUAUAACGGGGGGGCCGGGGCGCGGCAUUCCCCAUUGGAGCAUCCUCACGCUCCGUCAGGAAUACCGACAGCCUCCAGGGAGGGGCACGGGAGGCGGGUUCGGGAGACGCCCCCGGGCCACCCGACGUACCUCGUGGAGGGUUUUGAGUUGGAUGUCCCCCCUCAUGCUCCGAGAACUCUUCGAGCCAGAAAUAGACGUAUCGGGGACCCCCGCUCCCCGGCGAAAGCCUCCUAUGUGUGGGAAGACUGAAGCGAUCCCGAUCCUCACGUCCUCUCGCCGUCCCCCUCCUCCUUCCCCUCUGCUUCUCUCCUCCGCUUCUCACCUCUGCGACUCACGGGGGGCAAGUCUGACCGGGCCCCGGGCCGGCGAGAUCUGCCAAGCCGUCGGGCUCACAUCCGCGGGCCUCCGCCCCCCGGGAUAGGAGGCCGUCCUCCAUCCGGGGAAGCGGGACGAGGGGCUUUCCUCAGGGGUCCGGAUGGUUCGCACGCUAGCCGUGGCCUGAGGACCUCGCAGAACCGUCCAUCCUCCGUCCUUCCCUCCCUCCCCGAAUGUCACGUGCUGCUCAGCCUUUCCUGGGCUUACUGUUGGAAAGCAUCAUCCGCUAGCAAACCUCGCUCACCACCAGGCCCGAGUCUCAACUGACCGAAAAUCGAAUAGUCGGUGGGCUCGGGGCCGGCGGCGACCAACGGGCCGCCUGGGGUCACACACGCACAUAUGGAGUCGCCGUCUACCUCCCCCGCAAGUUCCCAAAGGAGCGGGGUGUCCCGUCCACUUCCCCGCCCCGACACCGGACUGGAGGAUCGUUGUGGGGCCGGUUUCAGGGGCCGGGGGAGGCCCGGGCCCUGCCGGCUGAAAGGGACAACGGAAGGAUUCGGGGGAGAGCUGGGACCGCAGCCGGGCCAAGAGCAUCCCGCGGUUGCCGUCGGCGACCACCCGCCUCACCCUCGGUUUCCCGGAGGGGCCCUGCCUCGCGGCGGGCUCUCCCCAGGGGCGCGUCGGGACGUGAGUACGCAAACCGGGGUCUCGUAUCUUUUGAUUUUACUGUGCAAAAGUCAGCAUCUCACCCCGCCCCGUCCCCGUGGCCC
Tachyglossus aculeatus (Australian echidna) is the source of this 3119-nucleotide messenger RNA. It is a transcript of the gene SAMHD1, whose product is annotated as SAM and HD domain containing deoxynucleoside triphosphate triphosphohydrolase 1. Gene Ontology annotation, molecular function: dGTPase activity. The coding region runs from base 6 to 1910 and encodes 634 amino acids. The transcript has 16 exons. NCBI's taxonomy places the organism in Eukaryota, Metazoa, Chordata, Mammalia, Monotremata, Tachyglossidae. Gene Ontology annotation, cellular component: nucleus. Gene Ontology annotation, biological process: dGTP catabolic process; defense response to virus; regulation of innate immune response. The record is from RefSeq and is a predicted model, not a curated record.